Molecule: messenger RNA, 1951 nt
Organism: Uranotaenia lowii
Lineage: Eukaryota; Metazoa; Arthropoda; Insecta; Diptera; Culicidae
Product: acid phosphatase type 7
Exons: 4
Coding region: 313-1680 (455 amino acids)
Molecular function (GO): metal ion binding; acid phosphatase activity
Source: RefSeq, a predicted model, not a curated record
AUAGCCUGGUGGCAGAUAGGCAGAACUAGAAAGCAAAUUGUUUGCAAGGUUUCGGGAAGAGCAAACAAGCUGCUGAUUAGCACCAGAAAGCAAGUGUUUAUAUCCCACAUAGGUUUAGCUUAUCAAAGAUUUAUUAAGUCGGUACAGUCACUUCUAGAAUAGAACACAAAGCACAUCGCCCUUCGGUUGGAAUUGAAUCGAAGGCUCGCCUUAGUAUUGUUCCAACAGUGUGUGAAGCAACUUAGCAGCAUUGUUCUAAGAAUUAAAGCUGUCCGAAAAUAGAGGAAAAAAUACUGGCGCACCGAACUUGAAAUGCUUGGGAAGCAAAAACUUUCGGGGCCAGUGACCCCGUUGCUCCUGUUGUUGGUCGUUGGCCUGCUGACCCAGUUCGCAAAUGGGCAGGUUUUCUACUAUCAACCGGAACAGGUUCACCUGUCGUUCGGGGAAUCGACCAAUGAAAUUGUUGUGACUUGGAGCACCAUGACGGCGACCAACGAAUCGAUUGUCGAGUAUGGAAUCGGAGGAUUUGCUUUGAGCGCCACCGGAACGGAGCACAAAUUCGUGGACGGAGGUCCCCAGAAGCACACCCAGUACAUUCACCGGGUGGUGCUCCGGGAUCUGCAGCCAUCGUCCCGUUACGAGUACCAUUGCGGCAGCAAGGUCGGUUGGUCCGCGGAAUUCUACUUCCACACCGUUCCGGAUGGGUCCGAUUGGUCUCCUUCGUUGGCCAUCUUCGGCGACAUGGGCAACGAGAACGCCCAGUCGAUGGCCCGACUUCAGGAGGACACUCAGCGGCACAUGUACGACGCCAUCAUCCAUGUCGGGGACUUUGCCUACGAUAUGAACUCCGAAAAUGCCCUGGUAGGGGAUCAGUUCAUGAACCAAAUUCAAUCGAUCGCUGCCUACACUCCGUACAUGGUUUGUGCCGGCAAUCACGAGGAGAAGUACAACUUCUCCAACUACCGAGCCCGGUUCAGCAUGCCCGGCGGCACCGAAAACAUGAUGUACAGCUUUAACCUGGGACCGGUCCACUUCAUAGGCUUCUCCACAGAAGUGUACUACUUCAUGAACUAUGGGCUGAAGACGCUUAUCAACCAGUACGAGUGGCUCCGGCGGGAUCUGGAGGAAGCCAAUCGGCCGGAAAACCGGGCCCUGCGACCCUGGAUUAUAACCUACGGGCAUCGGCCCAUGUACUGCAGCAAUGAUAACGAUAACGAUUGCACCCAUAGUGAAACGCUGGUCCGGGUGGGCCUUCCCUUCACGCACUGGUUCGGUCUGGAGGAUCUGUUCUACGAGUACGGCGUAGACGUGGAGCUUUGGGCCCACGAGCACUCGUACGAACGACUGUGGCCCAUCUACGACUAUAAGGUCUACAACGGUUCCCGCGAGGAACCGUACCGUAAUCCGCGGGCCCCGGUCCAUCUGGUAACUGGGUCGGCCGGCUGCAAGGAGGGCCGGGAACCGUUCAUCGGCAAGAUUCCGGAAUGGAGUGCCAUCCACAGUCGGGACUACGGGUACACCCGGAUGCGGGCCCACAACCGCACCCAUCUUUCGUUCGAGCAAAUUUCGGUGGACAAAGAGGGCGCCUCUAUCGAUGCGUUCACCAUCGUCAAGGAGCGGCACCUGCCCUAUCGGGAACUGCUGAAGUCGGAGGAAACGGUGGCCGAGGAUCGGCAAUGAGGGCAGUUUCGGCAUGAUAAUAUUGGUCAUUAAUAAACACUAGUUGCUUGGCUUUAUUUUGCGACACUUCUUCUAAGUACAGUCGAUAGGUUUUUUUAUUCUAUCCGUUAAUCUACUAAGAGUAUUUUGUGAUUCGACGAUCUGAGCCUGAAAGUUAUCCAUAAUGUGGCAGUGAACAAAAUUUGAAUCUACAAACGAGCCUAUCACAGAGCUAGUUUAAAUACAAAUAAAGCGAAAAUAAAGUAAUUUAAAAUUGUGCUGUUUUGAAUAA